AAUUUUCUUAUCUAUUAAUGAUCAUUCUAAUCUCAUUCUCGCUCAGUAAGCCGGUAAUCUUUUCGGCGUGAUAUAACCUACAAAUGGUGCAUCUCUGAUAAAAAUACGUACAAAUGUGGAGUCAAUGUUAUCUCCUUGGUCGUUCAUUUACAAAUACAGUCAGACCCAGACGUCGAGUAGUAGUUACAGGUAUUGGAGUCGUGUGUCCUCUAGGAGUUGGUCUUCGAUAUGCCUGGGAAGCUCUCAUCGAAGGCAAGUCUGGUGUCAUCAAAUUGGAUGAACCAGGCUAUGAGAAACUGCCAUGUAAAAUUGGUGCCGUAGUACCCAAGGGAGAUAAACCAUAUCAAUUGAAUAUCGAAGCAAAAUUUUCAAAGAGUGAAAUUCGCUCAAUGUGUCCCGCAACAGCUUAUGCACUAGUAGCCUCAGAAGAAGCACUAUCUGACGCGAAUUGGAAACCAGAGAAUGAGGAUGACAAACGGGACACAGGGGUAGCAGUUGGGAUAGGAAUGAUAGACUUGGUAGACGUUUGCAAUACCAACGAAGCCCUGCAAAGAGGAUAUAGUAAAGUCAGUCCAUUCUUCAUACCAAGAAUACUCCCAAACAUGGCAGCAGGACAAAUAAGCAUCAAAUAUGGUUUCCGUGGUCCUAAUCACUCAGUAUCUACUGCCUGUGCAACAGGAGUGCAUUCAAUAGGAGAUGCAUUCCGAUUCGUACGUGGUGGAGAAACUAAUGUGAUGAUAUGCGGUGGAGCAGAAGCUUGUAUAAGUCCACUAGCCAUAGCAGCCUUCUGUCGUCUUCGCGCCCUGAGUACUUCAAGAAACGACUUUCCCCAAGAGGCAUCUCGACCCUUCGAUAAAGACCGUGACGGCUUUGUAAUGGGUGAAGGAUCUGCCGUAUUAGUCCUGGAGGAAUUAACUCACGCCCUGGAGCGCAAAGCUCCAAUAUAUGCUGAGGUACUAGGAUACGGACUUUCUGGUGAUGCUACUCAUCUGACAGCACCGAGUGAAGACGGUACUGGAGCACUGUUAGCUAUGGACAGAGCACUUAAGGAUGCUGGGAUUGACCCGGGUGAAAUUACGUACGUUAACGCACAUGCGACUUCCACUCCCCUGGGAGAUGCCAUAGAAUUAAAAGCUAUCCAGUCCUUCUUUGGCGAGCACAGUAAGAACGUAACGGUCUCCAGCACUAAAGCUGCGCACGGUCAUUUAUUAGGCGCAGCAGGUAACCUGGAAUCCGCAUUUACUGUCAUGGCAAUAAAAGAGGGUAUAAUACCACCCACGAUUAAUCUAAACGAGCUAGAUUCAACUACAGAUCUUAAUUUUGCUCCUCACGUCAAGCAAGAAUGGCAUACCACCCCAAGACGUGUGGCUCUGAAGAAUGCAUUUGGCUUUGGUGGCACAAAUGCAUCACUGUGCAUUGCUCAAUAUAUUAGCUAACUACUACAGAAUAAUGAUGCAUUUGAGUGACAAUUUAAAGAACAACCAACUAUGCCUAAAAAUAAUCUGGAUACAAUCUGGAAAACAGCCUCGAUACUAGUCCAAGCAUUUAUAAGCAAUAUCAUACGUAGAGGUUUGUAUGUAUAAAAAAUAUAUGUAUAAAACAUGUUAUAUUGUAAUCUAUCAUUUAGAAUCUAUAUAUAUUUUUUACAAGUCCUA
Messenger RNA from Cephus cinctus (wheat stem sawfly), 1655 nucleotides. Its product is annotated as 3-oxoacyl-[acyl-carrier-protein] synthase, mitochondrial. The coding region runs from base 114 to 1436 and encodes 440 amino acids. NCBI's taxonomy places the organism in Eukaryota, Metazoa, Arthropoda, Insecta, Hymenoptera, Cephidae. Gene Ontology annotation, molecular function: 3-oxoacyl-[acyl-carrier-protein] synthase activity. The record is from RefSeq and is a predicted model, not a curated record. Gene Ontology annotation, biological process: fatty acid biosynthetic process. The transcript is spliced from 3 exons.